Messenger RNA from Gongylonema pulchrum, 420 nucleotides. Lineage: Eukaryota; Metazoa; Nematoda; Chromadorea; Rhabditida; Gongylonematidae. The record is from the annotation of a GenBank genome assembly.
AUGCUGCGGCUAUUGCUCCUCCUGCUGCUAUUGCUUUUGGUCUUCAUGAAAAAGUACCGCUCGUUCAAUAUUUGCAAUGUUUCAUCGUCUGUAUGUGUACCACUCAGUGAUCUCAAGCCAAACUGUACAUGCAUUCUGUUAAGCAGUCCGAUAAAUGUGACCAAUGAAACAAAUUUGUACUUCGACUGGAUGAAAAUUCCACUGGAAUUUUUCAAGCUUCAGCAACUUCCCGAUCCACUGAUUGCUCGUCUACAGAAAAGAAUCCCAAAAACUUAUGAAAUCGAUGAAUUUCUGGAUCUUUCACCUGUCCUAUACGGCAAUGUUAUCAUUGACGAGUAUUUCUGGUUCCUUACAGCGCAAGUCUCCGAUGUUGCAAACGUUCUGGAUGCCAUCGCACGAACCGGGGUAUGUUUUUAUUAA